AGUUGCUAGUUUUUUAAGUAAACCAAAACUGUCUAUAUCCUCCGUCCGAGAGAGCUAUACAUUAUUCAACAACUCUUUUUAAUUGAUUUUCCAGCGCACACCGAAGCACAGAACAGAACAAACUUUGUCCCUUUCAUGAAACACCAAUUCAUUUCAAAUUGAAAUUGAUUACGAGUGUUUGAAUUAACAACAAUUCCGAAACACUUUGUGACAGCAUCUUUCUCUAUCUACUAAUCCCUUGAAACAUGGAUAACUCGAUCUCCGGCGACGAUUUCAACUACCAAUCCGGCUUCGGCAACCACUUCUCCUCCGAAGCCAUCACCGGAGCUCUUCCAGUUGAACAAAACAGCCCCCUCAUAUGCCCUUUCGGUCUCUACGCCGAACAAAUUUCCGGCACCUCUUUCACCACCCCUCGCUCACUCAACCUCUUCAGUUGGCUUUAUCGGAUUAAACCUUCGGUGACUCACGAACCGUUCAAGGCACGGGUUCCUUCUAAUAAGAAAAUUUUGAGCGAGUUCAAUGACUCAAACAGUUCUACAAAUCCAACUCAGCUUCGAUGGAAACCAACAGAUAUACCUGAUUCACCAACGGAUUUCAUUGAUGGGUUAUUCACCGUUUGUGGUUCUGGCAGCUCCUUCAUGCGCCACGGAUAUGCUAUUCACAUGUACACUGCUAACAAAUCAAUGGAUAAUUGUGCCUUUUGCAAUGCAGAUGGUGACUUCUUGAUAGUUCCCCAACAAGGAAGACUCUUCAUCACUACCGAAUGUGGAAGAUUGAAUGUCUCCCCCGGUGAUGUAGCUAUUAUACCUCAAGGUUUUCGUUUUAACGUCAAUUUGCCUGAUGGUCCCUCCCGUGGCUAUGUUGCUGAAGUUUUCGGUACCCAUUUUCAACUUCCUGAUCUGGGACCAAUUGGUGCUAAUGGUCUUGCUUCCCCAAGGGACUUCCUUGCUCCCACUGCAUGGUUUGAAGAUAAAUCAUAUCCUGGAUACACUAUAGUGCAAAAGUUUGGUGGUGAACUAUUUACUGCAAUACAAGAUUUCUCUCCCUUCAAUGUUGUUGCUUGGCAUGGUAAUUAUGUUCCAUAUAAGUAUGACCUAAGUAAAUUCUGCCCUUAUAAUACAGUGUUGUAUGAUCACAGUGAUCCGUCAAUUAAUACUGUGUUGACAGCACCAACUGAUAAACCUGGGGUGGCAUUGCUUGAUUUUGUCAUUUUCCCGCCAAGGUGGCUUGUUGCCGAGCAUACCUUCCGGCCUCCUUAUUAUCAUCGCAAUUGCAUGAGUGAAUUUAUGGGUCUCAUUCAUGGUAACUAUGAGGCAAAAGUUGAUGGAUUUCUUCCGGGAGGUGCAAGUCUUCAUAAUUGUAUGACACCGCAUGGUCCUGAUACCAAGUCAUAUGAGUCCACCAUUGCUCGUGGGAACAAUGUAGGACCUCACAAGAUCAUCGACACAAUGGCUUUUAUGUUUGAGUCGAGUUUAAUUCCCCGUAUUAGUCAAUCAGCUCUUGAAUCCCCGUUCUUGGAUCAUGACUAUUACCAAUGUUGGAUUGGUUUGAGAUCCCAUUUCACAGUUCCUGAACUAAAGACAAUAAAGACUAAAGAGUGAAAUGGUUGUGUGCCAUGCGAAUCCAACUAGAUAAUGAGAGUUAUAUGUACAUAUUAUAAAUAGAAAUAUAAACAACCAGCUUGAAAUGUAAUAUAGAUGUUACUUAAAAGCCAGGAAAUCCUCUAUCCUCUGUACAUAUCUUUAAAAUAAAUAAUACACAUGGCAUGUAAUAAUCUAAUGCAAAGGAAAAGUUACAUGUGACAAUGUAAGGUCGAACCAUACAAAUUAUAGUUCCA
This is a messenger RNA of Medicago truncatula (barrel medic), 1837 nucleotides long. Its product is annotated as homogentisate 1,2-dioxygenase. The transcript has 9 exons. Gene Ontology annotation, biological process: L-phenylalanine catabolic process. Gene Ontology annotation, cellular component: cytoplasm. The record is from RefSeq and is a predicted model, not a curated record. Gene Ontology annotation, molecular function: homogentisate 1,2-dioxygenase activity. NCBI's taxonomy places the organism in Eukaryota, Viridiplantae, Streptophyta, Magnoliopsida, Fabales, Fabaceae. The coding region runs from base 246 to 1601 and encodes 451 amino acids.